CGGGAUUGCUGCCGGCGGCGGGUUCUCGCAGCACCGAGGGGCUCCCGUGCUGCCUCUGAGCGCGGGAAGCAGCGCCGAGUUCACGCGCCAAAGCCAAGGCACCAGGGACCAGAAUGUCCUCAGCCCCUGGUGGUUGCCGCUCGGGCCUGGACCCCAGGUACUACAUGCUCUGUGAUAAGAAGGCAGCCUGGGGCAUCGUCUUAGAAGCGUUGGCCGCGGUGGGGGCUGUGACCUCGGUGGCUUUCGUGAUCGCCCUCCUGGUCCUCAUCUGCAAGGUGCAGGACUCCAACAGGCGCAAAAUGCUCCCCACCCAGUUCCUCUUUCUGCUGGGCGUGCUGGGGAUUUUUGGCCUCACGUUCGCCUUCAUCAUCAAACUUGACGGCGGCACGGGGCCCACACGCUUCUUCCUCUUCGGCAUCCUCUUUGCCCUCUGCUUCUCCUGCCUCCUGGUUCACGCCUUCAACCUGACAAAGCUGGUCCGAGGGAGGCAGCCGCUCUCCAUGCUGGCGAUGCUGGGCCUGGCCCUGGGCUUCAGCCUGGUGCAGGACAUCAUCGCCCUCGAGUAUGUGGUCCUCACCAUGAACAGGACCAACGUCAACAUCUUCUCCGAGCUUCCUCCUCCCCGGCGCAACGAGGACUUCGUCAUGCUGCUCAUCUACGUCCUCUUCCUGAUGGCACUGACCUUCCUCAUGGCCUCGUUCACCUUCCGGGGGUCCUUCACUGGCUGGAAGAGACAUGGGGCCCACAUCUACCUCACCACGCUCCUCUCCAUCGCCAUCUGGGUGGCGUGGAUCACCCUGCUCAUGGUUCCUACCCCUGGCACCCAGUGGGAUGACACCAUCCUCGGUUCAGCCUUGGUCGCCAAUGGCUGGGUUUUCCUGUUGGCUUAUAUUGCGCCCGAGCUGCAGCUGCUCACGAGGCAACGGAACCCCAUGGAUUACCCUGUGGAAGAUGCAUUCUGUAAACCUCAGCUCAUGAAGCAGAGCUACGGUGUGGAGAACAGAGCUUAUUCUCAAGAGGGAGUCACGCAAGGUACUGAAGAGACAGGUGACACACUGUAUGCUCCGUACUCCACCCACUUCCAGAUGCAGAAUCGGAACUCCCAAAAGGAUUUCUCCAUUCCACGGGCCCAGACUCGGGUCAGCCCUUACAGUGACUACGAAGGAAGGAAAGACGUCAGUUAACACGUCCGGAAGGGUGGGAUGAACACAGCAAGUCAGCAGAGCCAACGGGGAGUUCACGAGAUGUGGGCUGAGUCCCGAGGCGUCCCAGGAAGCUGUACAUAGCAUCACAGGAAGACCUCGCCUCCCUGCAGCCUUCAGCCGUGAUCCUUCUGUUCUGGGGUUGAUGGGGCUGACGGGACCACAGUUCUCAGCAGCACUGUAGCUGUUCCCUUUGUCCCAUACUUAGGCUGCUUCUCUCGAGUGGGAGUCGCAGGCAACUCAGGGUGACUCUUACCAUCCCUGCCAUCUUACACGCGAGUAAGGCUCUGGUCGUCUGACCACACACUGGCUCGCUCAGCGUCAGAAGCCAGCUCUUCCAGCUCUGGGCUGGUUCUGCGAGGAUCGCUUCACUUAGAGCAGAGCUGCAAACCCGAGCAAAACCAGCAAAGGCCCACCUCUCAGCCCACCCCACCCACAUCUACACUGGAAGCCAACUUACUGGCACCUCCCUGCUUGCCCAGAUGGGAGAGGCUAAAAGUCACCAAAAUUUGCUCACCUGUGUGAUGCUACCUAACCAGGGUCCCCAGUGCCAAUUCACUCCCAGACUUACCGUCGGUCCCCAGACUCACCUCCCCGCUUUGCUUCAUGGGGAGCUCUCCCUCCAAACCUUACUGGCGCAGACAAGCCUGAUUUCUCUUUGCCAGCAGAAUGUGUGUACUGUCUUGUUCUAAGUUCCCGGUACUGAUUCUUCUCCCACCCCCUUGCUCCUCAGCCUCUGUAAAUAGAUGUACCCUGUGUUCACCCCCUGUGUUCUGGAAGUGGGUAGUGUGCACACACGGGGGAGUGUUCCUUGUAACAUAAGUUAUUCACCCUUCUUCCCUGGAGAUGCAAUAAAGGUGUGGUGGCAGCUCUUUGAUU
Molecule: messenger RNA, 2081 nt
Organism: Hippopotamus amphibius kiboko
Lineage: Eukaryota; Metazoa; Chordata; Mammalia; Artiodactyla; Hippopotamidae
Gene: GPRC5A
Product: G protein-coupled receptor class C group 5 member A
Exons: 4
Coding region: 114-1184 (356 amino acids)
Biological process (GO): G protein-coupled receptor signaling pathway
Cellular component (GO): plasma membrane; signaling receptor complex; intracellular membrane-bounded organelle
Molecular function (GO): G protein-coupled receptor activity; protein kinase activator activity
Source: RefSeq, a predicted model, not a curated record